This is a messenger RNA of Fusarium graminearum PH-1, 734 nucleotides long. RefSeq lists its product as uncharacterized. The transcript is spliced from 2 exons. The coding region runs from base 149 to 649 and encodes 166 amino acids. NCBI's taxonomy places the organism in Eukaryota, Fungi, Ascomycota, Sordariomycetes, Hypocreales, Nectriaceae. The record is from RefSeq and is a predicted model, not a curated record. Gene Ontology annotation, cellular component: membrane.
AUCAAUCACUCCUCAUUCAAUUCUCCAAACAUCAUCACAUAUUUAGGAGAGAUCAGUAAAAAGAAUCGCCAUGAAUCCAAUCACUUCCAUCUUGACCUGUCUCACAGGCAAAAGGGCCUCCUCUCCUUCAUCUCCCCCAAUUCGUGAGAUGAAGAGCAACGAAAAGACCCUCGUCACCUCUCAGCCAGUCCCCUACUCCGACAACGCCGCCGAUCAAUUCGUCGAUAUCCUCAGCACCCACGAAGGAUCCAAACAAGAACUUCAUCACCGUCUCAAGCAAGUCAUUUCCACCAACGGCUGGACCGAAAGCCUCGCCGAGGCAAUUGAGCAUAAGAUCGAGAAGCUACUCCACGACGGCGCAGAGUUGGCAAAGCCCAUGGCCGAAGCAGUGAAAAAGGCUACAGAGAUUGCUUGGCAGUUUGCAAAAGAGCAUCCUGUCUAUGCUGCUCUUAUUGCGGCGGGGACAAUCAUUGCUAUUGCAGUUUUGGCCGAGUUUGAUCUUGUUUGGGUAUUGAGAGCGUUGGGUUUUGAUCCAAUUGGGCCUCGAGUUGGGAGUUUUGCGGCAAGAUGGAUGAGCAAGAUUGGACAGGUCCCCAAGGGAUCGAUUUACUCUUACCUUCAGAGAUUGGGGAUGAAGAUUGCAAAGUGACAAUUACUAUGCAAGUUGUAAUGGAACCAUAGAAACAAGAUACCAUGCUAGUUUGAAGCAGUACCUCAAUUUAUUUAUUUAUUCC